AUGAACACUUCCAUCUUCUCAUGGCUUGUUCUUUCUAUAUCCACCAUCUCCAUCUUCUCCGAUGUUGCUACGGCUUCAGCUUCAGCCCGGUGUCCCGGCAUCGACCAAAGAUCGCUCUUGCUCGAGCUGAGAGACAGCCUCGUCUUCAACGCCUCCCAGUCCUCCAAGCUAGUAUGGUGGAACCGAAGCGCUGAUUCAUGGAGUGGCGUGACGUGCAAGGACGGGCUCGUCGUGGGACUCGAUUUGAGCAGUGAGUCGAUCUCUGGCGGAAUCAACAGUUCGUCGAGCCUCUUCAGGCUCGAGUUCCUUCAAAGCCUGAACUUGGCGUUCAACGAUUUCGACUACUCAGCGAUUCCGUCUGGCCUCGCGAAUCUCAGCCGCUUGGUACAUCUCAACUUGUCCAAUGCUAGAUUUGACUGGCAGAUUUCGGCGGAGCUAUCGCGCCUGACGAAGCUACGUACUCUUGAUCUCACUAGUCUUUAUUACUAUGGAUCGGCUUUGCUGGUCCUUGAGAAGCCCCCUUUGAGGUCGCUGAUUGGGGAUAUGGGGGAGUUGAGAGAGCUGUACCUUGAUGGGGUCGAUGUGUCUGUUGAGGGAAGUGAGUGGUGCGACGCGUUGUCUUCUUCAGUGCCGAAACUUGAGGUGUUGAGCAUGUCUUCAUGUUCUCUAUAUGGUCCUAUCGGCGCUUCUCUUAUGAGUCUGGCUAAUCUGUCGGUCAUUCGACUCGAUGACAACAACUUGUCUACCACAGAUCCUAGUAUCUUAGCGAAAUUUUCCAGCUUGAAAACUCUGAGCCUAAGUGAUUGUGGCCUACAGGGGGAAUUUCGUCAAAAAAUCUUCCGGGUACAAACACUUCAGACCCUUGACCUCUCAUUCAACGAACUGCUUCAGGGUUCUUUGCCAAUAUUUCCGGAGAAUAGUUCUUUUCAGACACUGGAUCUUAGUUUCACAAAUUUUUCCGGGAGGCUCCCAGAUUCAAUUGAUUUGGAAACACCUCUUGGCAAUCUUACUAUGAGUAUGCUUUUCGUUGACCUCCAUUCAAACAAGCUCCGAGGGAAUAUGCCACCCUUGCCGGCAUAUGCUUACUACUUGGAUUUCUCAAGUAACAGCAUAAAUUCUGUUAUUCCAGAUGACAUUGGCAACAACCUACCAUACAUGAUGUUCUUCUCCCUUUCGAAGAAUAAUAUCCAUGGGUCCAUCCCGCAGUCUAUUUGCGCAGCUGGUUAUUUUAAUAAUCUCGAAGUGCUCGACUUAUCGCAUAACCAUUUGAAUGGAACUAUUCCUGAUUGUUUAAUGAUUGAGUCCCUCAAGGUAUUGAAUCUGAGGGAUAACCAGUUGAAUGGUAAUAUUCCACAAAACAUCCUGAGAACAUGCAAUCUGAAGACAUUGGAUAUCAGUGAGAAUUUGUUGCAAGGGCAUAUUCCGUUGUCGUUGGCAAAAUGCACGAUGUUGGAGAUUGUGAACAUCGGGAACAAUCAAAUAGACGGGACAUUUCCAUGCUAUUUCAAGGCUAUAUCAAGUCUUCGUAUCCUUGUUUUAAGAUCCAACAAAUUGCAUGGGGAAAUUAGAUGUCCGCAUAGUCCAAGCACCUGGCAGAUGCUUCAAAUCAUUGACCUGUCUUCAAACGAUUUCCGCGGAACACUGCCUACAAGUCUCCUCACAUCUUGGGCGGCUAUGAAGGCCAAUGUAGACUUCAAUCGUCUGCAGUAUCAGUUUUCCCAACUGAGUGGGGUCUAUUAUCAAGAUACAAUAAGAGUAACUUCGAAAGGUUUUCAGCUAGAACUCGUCAAGAUUAUGACUGUUUUCACAUCGAUUGACUUCUCAUGCAAUAAAUUGGAGGGUGCAAUACCAGACACACUUGGAGAUCUCAAAGCACUUCAUGUCCUCAACCUAUCGCACAAUGCCAUCUCGGGUACAAUUCCUCCUGUUUUGGGGAAUCUGGGUCAGCUUGAGUCGCUAGACCUGUCAGGCAACUACCUCAAUGGAACCAUACCGGCUCAGCUUGCAAAUCUAAAUUUCCUCUCCUCCCUGAACCUCUCAAACAAUCAACUAGUAGGAAGUAUCCCGACAAGCGGACAGUUUCUCACGUUUUCCAGAAGUUCUUUGGAAGGAAACCUUGGAUUGUGCGGGCUUCUGCUCAACAGAAAUUGCUCAAUUACCACGACCUGGACGAAAGAUGCUGGUGACGAUGGCGACAAUGAUGAUAGCGAGAAGAAGUGGUUUUACAUGGGCAUACCGCUUGGGUUUGUCGUUGGCUUCUGGGAGCUCCAUGCCAUGGCGGAGCUUGAUCUGCCAGAUCUGGGGUUCGAGCUCGGUGCUGCGAUGGAGCUCGAGCUCUCCAGAUCUGGGGGCUCGAGCUCGUCGCCGUGGCGGAGCUCAAGGUUGUCGAGGUCGACGGCAAACAAAGCAAGCGAACAGAGUCUAACGAUGCUGACAUCAGAUUUGGCGUUGAACACAUUUCUUGUGUGGGUGAUGAAUAAUGUCCCCGUAAGCAAGAAUAAUGUCCCCGUAAGCAAUAAUAAUAUAAUGUUUGCAAUUUAUGAACGAGGCUAG
Messenger RNA from Syzygium oleosum, 2553 nucleotides. Its product is annotated as receptor-like protein 19. Bases 1 to 2553 code for a protein of 850 amino acids. NCBI's taxonomy places the organism in Eukaryota, Viridiplantae, Streptophyta, Magnoliopsida, Myrtales, Myrtaceae. The record is from RefSeq and is a predicted model, not a curated record. The transcript is spliced from 3 exons. Gene Ontology annotation, molecular function: protein binding.